UUUUGCUUGGCCUGAAAUUUGUCGCGCUGUCCGCGGUCCUGAAACCGGAUUCACGCGGCAAAUGGAGCGAUUUCACCUUCGCAGUAGAACAUAAAGUGUUCUAAUACUUCAUCUUCUCGAUUCAAUUUAAACUUUUUAAGGUAAAUGCGAAAUUUCACCGUCAUUUCCGCGCGGAAUUUCAGUUAUUAAUUUAAAGUAAAUGUAAUCAUCUAACCCGGCGGCUUGGUCCCCUUCUCGGUCGAGAGGGACGGCGUGCUGGGGGAGGGCAUCCUCUCCCUCAGGCGUGUGCAAACGAGUGUUGGGGACUUGUUGAUGGGAAGGGGUUGUUGAUCGGGGGGUAGACAGACUGAGGUGGGCGAUCACAGCUUCCGGUCUAUUUUUCUUUUUUUCUCUUUGAGCGUGGGAAAAUAAAUUGUGCCGCGCGUCAGUAGGGUUACUUCCCCCCAUUCCCUUUACGCGCCGACCACCAUACAUGCAUCUCCCACCGCCGUGCGCUCUAUAGGAGGAUCGCCCGGGGGUGGGGGCGGUUAAGUUUAUGAAUUUGUAUGCAGCUUGUCACACAAUGCGGACGUCACCUCCCCAGGAUUUGAAUCAUCUUUGGCGAUGUUUAGCCUUUUCCUCCUCGGUUAUCUCGCACCCUGGUACCAGUGUGGAAUACGGCGAGGACAUCUGUGUUUUUGAGGACAUUAUCCGGGCAGAUCGGCCAGCUGUCGGAAUACAAGUUUGCGUUGAUUUGAGCCUGUGCUGCGUCGGUUUAUAACCCCACCACGUUCGCGUAUUCUUUUUUCUUCUUCUCCAUUUCCAAAUGUGUGAUCCGUCACCGCGGGGUCGCCGUCGCGUUUUGCCUCUCGCAAACUUGGGGAGUUCGUUCGCCCCCGUGGCACCGCCGCGGGUCCUCCGCUCGAGCGGGGAUCCUCGCUCAUAGGAGGCGCCUGCGUCCGCUCGAUUUGCCGGCGGUUCACAUGCACAGGCUGUCCCCGCGCCGCUUUACCCAAACGGCGACUUCUGUUAGAGCAACCUCGUCUGGGAAGAGGAGGAGGAGAAAAUCGGGGGCGAAAAGAAGGGAAAAGAUUAUAGGUGAAAUUUGCCGCGAGGACGCCGCAGACGGUAUCGGACAUUAAAAGGAGGCGACGCCACAGAACAUGUCACAGACAAUGAGCUAAAACACCAGCGUGCAGGUAUGAAUACUCCUCUGAGGUCUCGUUGCGCGUUGAGUUGGGCAUAGCUCUUCAUCAAGACUAUGGCUGCUGAUGCAUGUGUGGAAUUACGCAUGAACUGAUCUCCUUUUUUUUCCCUCCAUCAUGUCCAACAAUAUUUCGAGUGACGGUGAAAGCUGAUUUAAUAUUACCAUGUAGUAUUUGGAGAAAAAAAAAGAAACCCAGCUGCUAAAAAAAACAACUAAAACAUAUUUGACAUUUCACACCACGGAACGGACCACUUAGCCGCCACCAUGGGACUGUGACCCGGGCUGCGAGCUCCGAGAGGCGGCCUGUUUGUGUUCGUCUGGACGCGCCGUGCGCAGACUGGACCUCAGCAGGUUGUGGCAAAAUAUUUUUGUUGAGCCAUGGCCGCGGCCAUCGCGAGCGGGCUGAUCAGACAGAAGAGACAGGCGCGGGAGCAGCAUCUAGACCGGCCCGCCACCAACCGACGGAGGAAGAGCCCCAACAAGAACAAGGGGCUCUGCAAUGGGAACCUGGUCGACAUCUUCUCUAAAGUGCGCAUCUUCGGCCUCAGGAAGCGGAGACUACGGAGACAAGAUCCCCAGCUCAAGGGUAUAGUGACCAGGUUAUAUUGCAGGCAGGGAUACUACUUGCAAAUGAACCCCGAUGGCUCUCUUGAUGGGACCAAGGAUGACAGCAGUAAUUCCUCUUUGUUCAACCUCAUUCCUGUGGGCCUCAGAGUCGUCGCCAUUCAGUCCGUGAAGACAGGUUUAUACAUCGCCAUGAACGGGGAGGGCCAUGUGUACACAUCAGAACUCUUCACAGCGGAGUGCAAGUUCAAAGAGUCGGUGUUUGAGAACUACUACGUGAUCUACUCGUCCAUGUUGUACAGACAGCAGGAGUCGGGGAGAGCUUGGUUCCUAGGGCUCAAUAAAGACGGCCAAGCUAUGAAGGGGAACCGGGUGAAAAAAACCAAACCAGCUGCUCACUUCCUGCCCAAGCCAUUAGAAGUGGCCAUGUACAGAGAGCCAUCGUUGCACGACGUUGGAGAGACCUUGGUGCCCAAGGUGGCCGCGCCCGCCAGUAAAAGCACAAGUGAGCCGGCGGUGAUGAACGGAGGUAAACCCGUAAGCAAGCCGGACAAGCCCGCCACAUAGCCCCGCCCCCGACCAGCGGCCGGCGCGCCCCUGAGCUGGGGACGGGGGCAUGACGGAGACUGGAGCCCAGACCCUCUCCUCCUCUGUGGACCGGAUCCAGGCAAAAAAAGCAACCUUCCCUUUUUGUCUCUUGCGACUCCUCCUCCCGCCUCGACCCCACCCACCCCCCCUUUUCUCCACGCGGAUGCACGGACAGCGAGGCGGCACAGAGGAGGGAGGAAGAGGAUCCCUGAUCAUGGAAUGCCUUUAGAUUCCACCUAAAAACUGUGAGAACCCCCGUGUGAAUGCGGCACUCUGCUUGCAAGAACCCCCCCCCUCGCCCCUCUCUUUCUGCAAUGGCCCCCCUGCUUCAGCAGAGUCUGUGUACCAUGAGAUCUAUUUUCUAUACCACAGUUCACCAGCUAUGUUCUGGGAUAGAGACUGUAUAGAUAGAGCAAAUAUUUGGACUGUUGUCCUCUAUUUUUUACCAGUACGUUCCCCUCUUCUCCCUCUCUUUCUAUAUCCAACCACGCUCGGCUUUUCCUCUUUGACAAGUAACCCAGAAAAGAUGAAAACGUUUUUUGCAGGGGAGUUGUGUGAUUUUCUAAGAAACACAUUCAAACAGAUGUGGCAACAUUUGCACGCAAACAAAUUCAAAUUUUCUUGUUGGCCACUACGUGCACCCACGCACACACACUAACAGACAGACACACACACACACACACAAGUUUGUGGAGUGGGAAAACUCAGAGUUAUUUUUUUUUUGCUUGCUUUUCUUUGGGUUGUUUUCCAGCCGGUAGAAACGCGCUGGAGGCUGGCAGAGAGCUCCAGCAAUCAUAGAUGAAGAAGUGUUAAUUACCGCCACGGCAAUCAAUGCGAGGAGCUCCCUACACACAGACACACAACAGAUGUGUGGUGUGGGCGGUAGAGCGCUGUAAGGAAUGGUGUCUACAUAUCACUAUCUUAGUCCCACCAGCGGUUUUGCUUCCGCCUCCUCUGGUAAAUAGAAAGAACCUGAAGUCUAUUUUUCUUUAAUCUCAUUUCCGAGCGUAGGCUCUAGGAAUAUCUCUAGGCCUUGUGGGCCUGUGUCCCUCACUCGCUGACUUCUUUGGACUACGAGGCGAAGGCUCGUGGCUUUGACCCAGAUGGUCGACGGCGGCGGCGCUGGCAGCCAUCUCAUGGCAGCGCCUUUUAAAAAAAAACAACAACAGAAAAACAACAUGGCUGAAAACCAGUAGGCAACAUUAUACUGGCUGCGUCCCUAUUGGGUUUGGCCGACCUAACGCAUGGGCAAAGGUAAUGUUGUGCUCUCUCUUCUUGCAGCAGUUAUACAGGAGAUGGCUUAUAUUGUAAAAUGUUGUAUAACACUUAGGGAAAAUGAAUAUUAUAAAUCAUAACUUUUUAAAUGACUAGAUAUUGUUCUUAUUAUUAUUACUCGGAGAGGAUUUGUCUCCUAGCUCAGCAUGCAGAGUCCAGUACUGAUCAUCUUGGCCUGUCACAUGCCUGUUUGGACCUCGCUCCCCGGCAUGCGAAAACAGGCUCCCAGUCCCUGUCACUGGGGCCCGAUGGUGCCUAACCCCCCCCCCACAUCCGUGCAGAGGACACGUAGCAUUGCCCGUUGACAAGCCACACUCACAUGUGCUCUGCUCGGAAAAUGACCAAAGUCUUUUUUUUCCUUCAUCCCGAGAAACAAAACCGAUUCCUGGCUAAAGAAAAAACCAAUCUGAUUCAAUCCAUCGAAGCUUUCACUGUGAUUGCGUUUUGUUCUGUGCGAAACAAUCUGACCCUCAAUGAAAAGUCUUUGCUUGAUGUCAUUUUAGAGACGUACGUAUACCUUGAAUUAAUCCCGUGCAUGUGUUUUCUAUGAGGAGCCGGGUGGGGGCAUCGCUGGGUGUCGGGAGUCGCAUGUCGCAGGCUGCAGCUCACAGCGCAUCCGAAGGCUAAACCCGCUGCGCUCUCUGUGUCUGCAUCUCCCUCCCGACUCUUGGCAGUUUAUCAAAGUUCUGUCCUCAAUGGAUCAAUUCAUAACAUUUGUUCUGGCUAUUCAGGAAUUUCUUUCCCCAAUAGUUGUAGAAUAUGGAGUAGAUUGUUGCUGCCGCGUGCGUUGCUGAAAAAGACAUUUUUAGUAUGAAGGUGAAUAUCAUUUUAUUGGGUUUAUAUGAUUGUUUCUUGUAACAGCGCAUCGAAGCACACUCGUUGGAAUGCUAAUCUGUACAAAGCUGUUAAAUGGCAUACGAUGCACACACACACACACACACACACACACACACACAUAAGAGCUGAAAACCACUGUCGUUGUACAUGGGGCGGUCCUCAUUACAGCCAAACAUCCUCACACACACUGUACAUGCUGGGCUGCUGCUUCAGUCCUGCGGUCCAGACAACUGGCCCAUAAGAGGCCGACUUUAUUUUUGUAAAUGCCCGGUGUGUAAAUGUGCAUCUCUGUAUGGGUCUCUGCGGCCACCGUUUUAUUUCAAAUUAGUUUUUUGGACUUUUUCUCGUAUACGGGUCGUGCGUGAUGUUGUCUCCUGAUACCAAUCACGUUUGCUUGGCCCCGCCCCCGUCUUUAUAGAUGCAUCACAAGAAUAUUCUAGCGAAAAUCUCCGUUUCCAACCUCUUGUUUUGUGCAUUGUCCCGUCUGUUGCAUGGGGAGAGGAUGGCAUUGAUGAACUGCAUGUAGUAGGCUUUGUCUAUCGAGAACUGUUGGUAUGUAGCGCUAAUUUUACAUACAUAUAUGCAACGAGUUUGUCUACACUAUACAGUUUGUGUUCGUUGUAUACGCACACACCACAUAUUGAAUAGGAUAUUUAUACAAAAAGGCGUACUGUAAUGUCAGUAACAUACUUAAUGCAAUAUAGCGUGCAGUAUAUUAUUGCACCUGUCACUUUCGAUGGGACAAAGAAAACGGAGGUUUGGCAAGUUGAAGCAUGAAAAAAAAAAAAGGCCAAAGUAGAAUUUACAUUAAAUUUCCUUUGUGACUUCUCAUCGGCUUUCUUUUCACGUGGUGACGGAGCGCUCGUGUCAAUGCAGCUCUCCUCCCCUGAUGCCACCUUUUCGAAGUGACGGGGACAUCCAGCAUGCCACCACGGAACCGUGUAUGACCCCCCCCCCAUUUCCUCCACGCAGGAAUGUAACCGUCACCUUUGUGUUGGGCGGGAAAUGUCCGUCACGUACCGUCUGUACGGUGAGCUUUCAUUGGCAAAUUGUUUGGUUACCCGGUGGAGAAGAAUAGGCACUAUUACAAUUAUUUAUUUUCAAACAACAACAAAAAUAAGAAUAUAUAUAUAUAUAUAUAUAUAUAUAUAUAUAUAUAUAUAUAUAUUCCAUUGCAAGUAUGCCCAUUGGAGUUAUGUCAUGUUAUAACAGAUUUGUAACCAUGUAUGAUUAAGGUCUUCUCAUUGUUUUCCAUGCAAAAUGUUGUCAUGCGGCACAUUUAAUGUUUUAUUAUUAAAAAAAGAAAUAAAAACCUCAAACAGUAA
This is a messenger RNA of Gasterosteus aculeatus aculeatus (three-spined stickleback), 5775 nucleotides long. It is a transcript of the gene fgf14, whose product is annotated as fibroblast growth factor 14. Lineage: Eukaryota; Metazoa; Chordata; Actinopteri; Perciformes; Gasterosteidae. Gene Ontology annotation, molecular function: growth factor activity. The record is from RefSeq and is a predicted model, not a curated record.